This is a messenger RNA of Octopus sinensis (East Asian common octopus), 899 nucleotides long. Its product is annotated as zinc finger protein 239-like. Lineage: Eukaryota; Metazoa; Mollusca; Cephalopoda; Octopoda; Octopodidae. Bases 1 to 831 code for a protein of 276 amino acids. Gene Ontology annotation, biological process: regulation of transcription by RNA polymerase II. The record is from RefSeq and is a predicted model, not a curated record. Gene Ontology annotation, molecular function: DNA-binding transcription factor activity, RNA polymerase II-specific; RNA polymerase II transcription regulatory region sequence-specific DNA binding. Gene Ontology annotation, cellular component: nucleus. The transcript is spliced from 2 exons.
AUGGAAAGUGAAUUGCGUGAGGACAAUGUGAAAUGUAAAAUGCUGACGGAAAGUCUUGACUUUAUUGAGGAGGUGCCAAAAGAUAGAGGAAAAACAUCUCACAACUGUGAUAUCUGUAAAAAGUCAUUUACUCGGAAAGAAAGCCUCACGAUUCACAGACAACCAUUCCAUUGUGAUUUAUGUGACAGGUCAUUCUCUGGACGAUUUUCCUUAACCACACACCGACGCAUUCAUACAGGGGAGAGACCUUAUCGGUGUGAUAUCUGUGGUAAAUCAUUCUGUCGAAAUGACCACUUGACUGCACACAGGCGAAUUCAUACUGGAGAGAGACCGUAUCAGUGUGAUAUCUGUGGCCAGUCUUUUUCUGUACGGAGUUCCUUAAAUAAACACAAACGCACUCACACAGGGGAGAGGCCUUAUCAAUGUGCCAUCUGUGGUCGGUUAUUCUCUGAAGGAAGUUCCUUAACUAAGCACAAGCGCAUUCACACUGGGGAGAAACCAUUUUGUUGUGACAUCUGUGGACUCUCAUUCUCUUCAGGAUUUCUUUUGACUACACACAAACGCACUCACACGGGAGAGAAACCUUUUCGGUGUGACACGUGUGGUAAAUCAUUCUCUCGAAAUCAACACUUAACGAGACACAAACGAGUUCACACAGGUGAGAAGCCGAUUCAUUGUGAUAUCUGUGGCCAGUCAUUUUCUGUUGGAAGUAGUUUAACUAACCACAAACGAAUCCAUACGGGAGAGAGACCUUAUCGGUGUGACACAUGUGGGAAAUCAUUCUCUCGAAAUGAUUGCUUAAAUGAACACAAACGCAUUCAUAAAAGAUAAAAAGCAUUUCACUUUGGUAAAUCAUUCUCUGAUAAUGAUUUUUGACUGAAACAAAUGCAUUCAAGGAG